AGCAAACGAAUCGUCCAAAAUCAAAAUUUCGAAAGGGUUUUCGGUUUGAGCAGAGAGAAAACGAUGGGAGUGUUCACAUUCGUGCUACGCAAAUCCGGCGCCGAAUGGACGGCGAAGCAACAUUCCUGCGACAUCGAGGAGUCAUCGGAGUCCACUUUCGACAUCCAAAGAAAGCUCGUCAAUGCCGCUCGCGCCGUUGAUUCCUCCGGCGCUGUUCAGUCCUCUUUCUCUUUCGUUUCACCUUCCUCCGCCGUUUUCCAGGUGAUUGUGGGUGGUGCAGUAUUUGUUGGUGGUGGUGUAACUGCAGCUGCUGCUCCUGCAGGAGGUGCUGCCCCCGCUGGUGAUGCUGCCCCGGCUGCAGAGAAGAAAGAAGAAAAAGUUGAGGAAGAGGAGGAGGAUGAUGAUUUGGGAUUGUCACUCUUUGAUUAG
Molecule: messenger RNA, 429 nt
Organism: Abrus precatorius (Indian licorice)
Lineage: Eukaryota; Viridiplantae; Streptophyta; Magnoliopsida; Fabales; Fabaceae
Product: 60S acidic ribosomal protein P3-like
Exons: 2
Coding region: 64-429 (121 amino acids)
Cellular component (GO): ribosome
Molecular function (GO): structural constituent of ribosome
Source: RefSeq, a predicted model, not a curated record